Molecule: messenger RNA, 480 nt
Organism: Spirometra erinaceieuropaei
Lineage: Eukaryota; Metazoa; Platyhelminthes; Cestoda; Diphyllobothriidea; Diphyllobothriidae
Source: the annotation of a GenBank genome assembly
AUGCCCACAGCAGUAACAAAUGCAACGGGAAAUUCGGCUGGUGCUAAACUGAGGUGUUUGUACACGAAUGCUCAAAGCCUCAUAUCGAAACUAGACGAACUAAAACUUUGCCUUGUUGAGCUGUCUCCAGAUGUUUUAGCAGUAACUGAGACCUGGCUGUCCGGGAAUAUUAGCGAUAACGAAGUAGCCUUGCCUGAAUACCAAAUUUAUCGGAGGGACAGAGAACAUCGUCAGGGUGGUGGUAUUGUUGUGUAUGUGAAUGACAGUCUGGCAGUGUCGGAUAACACCACCAAGUUUGCGUGCAAUACGGAAGCUAUCUGGUUGACCAUCAAGGCUACCGGUUCCCCGUGUCUCGAUAUCCUCACUGUCUACCGACCACCUCGGACAGACCGAAUCGCCGGCACUCAACUAUUGGAGCAGUUGGAGAAAUUUUCCAGUCGACCUAACAUCAUGAUCAUGGGCAACUUCAACGCACCAUGA